This is a messenger RNA of Drosophila biarmipes, 2426 nucleotides long. RefSeq names its product proton-coupled amino acid transporter 1. Gene Ontology annotation, cellular component: vacuolar membrane. Gene Ontology annotation, biological process: amino acid transmembrane transport. Lineage: Eukaryota; Metazoa; Arthropoda; Insecta; Diptera; Drosophilidae. The record is from RefSeq and is a predicted model, not a curated record. Gene Ontology annotation, molecular function: amino acid transmembrane transporter activity. Bases 271 to 1659 code for a protein of 462 amino acids. The transcript is spliced from 6 exons.
CCGCUUGCCGGUCGUCAGUCGUGAAUUUUUCGUGGAGCGAUUAACACACAGUGAUCACAGAUCGCCAAAGGCUAACAGGCCCAGAAUCCGACCGCAUCCGCAUCCUCGGCGAACAUUAAAUAAACACAUCGCUGGCCCAAUGCAGGCUCCCAAAAUAAAUCAUUAAGAUCAAGAACAGGCAACUACGUGUGUGUUUCCCCACUUUUUUCCGCUUGUUUUGCCCAGUUUUUGACCGACUUCUGGGACCAGAAUAACACCAGCAGGACGGACAUGGAUGCCGAGGCGCCAAAAAAUCAGACUGUAGCAGUUCCAAAACAGGAAUCUGUGCAGGAAGGAGCGGCAGGCGACACAGCAGGUGGAGCAGCCAAGGUGGCCGGGAAAGUGGCUCACGAUGCGGACUACCAUCCUCCUACAAGCUACCUCGAGACGAUCGUGCACCUGUUCAAGGGCAACAUUGGACCCGGUCUGUUCGCCAUGGGGGACGCCUUCAAGAACGGAGGUCUACUGGUGGCCCCACUCCUGACCAUAGUGAUAGCGGUGGUGUCCAUCCACUGCCAACAUGUCCUGGUGACCUGCUCCAAGAAGAUGCGGGACCUCAAGGGAGAGUCUGUGUGUGCGGACUACGCGCAGACGGUGGAGCAGUGCUUCGAGAAUGGUCCACCAAAGUUGAGGGGCUGGUCCCGAACGAUGGGUCGUCUGGUGGACAUAUUCAUCUGUGUGACCCAGCUGGGCUUCUGUUGCAUCUACUUUGUGUUCAUCAGCACGAACCUGAAGCAGAUCCUGCAAGCCUACGACAUUGACAUGAACGUCCACCUGGUGAUGCUGCUGGCCUUUGUGCCCGUGCUCCUGAGUUCCCUGAUCACGAACCUGAAGUGGCUCACCCCCGUCUCGAUGUUCGCCAACAUCUGCAUGAUCCUGGGACUGGCCAUCACCCUGUACUAUGCCCUCAAGGACGGACUGCCGGAGGUGGAGGAACGCGCCCUCUGGACGAACGGCUCCCAGCUGGCCCUCUUCUUCGGCACCGCCAUCUUUGCCUUCGAGGGCAUUGCCCUGGUGAUGCCGCUGAAGAACGCCAUGCGAAAGCCACACCAGUUCGAGCGACCCCUGGGAGUGCUCAAUGUGGGCAUGUUCCUCGUCUCCGUCAUGUUCAUGUUCGCCGGCUCCGUGGGCUAUAUGAAGUGGGGUGAGCAGGUCGGAGGCAGUUUGACGCUCAAUCUGGGUGAUACCAUCCUGGCCCAGUGCGUCAAGCUGAUGGUCUCCGCUGGAGUUCUUCUCGGCUAUCCGCUGCAGUUCUUCGUGGCCAUCCAGAUCAUGUGGCCCAGUGCCAAGCAAAUGUGCGGCAUUGAAGGACGAUCGCUGAUCGGCGAGCUGGGCUUCCGCACCUUUAUGGUCCUGGUGACUCUUGCCAUCGCGGAAAUGGUUCCGGCCCUGGGACUUUUUAUCUCGCUCAUUGGAGCACUAUGCUCCACGGCCUUGGCCUUGGUCUUUCCACCCGUCAUCGAGCUGAUCGCCAGGAGUGAGCUCAACAAAGGACCGGGCCUCUGGAUUUGCGUGAAGAACCUCGUCAUCCUGGUGAUGGCGUUGCUGGGCUUCUUCACCGGUUCCUACGAGAGUCUCAAGCAAAUUGUUAAGCACUUCGGGGAGGAGGAAGUGCACUGAGGAGUAACUUUCCUUCAGGAGAUAUUCUCUAAUAUAAUAAUAAUAAGUACCCGUGAGAGGAGUAGAGCUUAACCUCGCUGAAGAAAACUAUUGUAAUGUCAAAUAUCAGAGGACCUUUCAAAAUAAGUUUCGAACUACCCAGAAGGCUUCACAACAAAUAAAGGGACAAAGGGAUCAUCAAAGAUAAUUCGCCCGUCCUGACAAGAAAUCAACAGAAUAUAUUUAAUAUGACCAUCCCAAAUUUGGCAACUAUUAUUUAUGAACGCCAGAUAUCAAAAUGUUAAUUGGAAAAGAUGAGGAGACAGUUAAGUGCCUAAAUCGAACAAUACAGGAAUAAGAAGCUGAAGAUCAGCAGUAUCAAAAAUCGAUAGGCGAUCAAACCUCAAUAUCAAAGCUUUAGUUAACGAUAAUAAAAAAUUUAACCGCAAGCCAUAACAAAUAAUGUAAGCAGAAUCACCAAAAAACAAUGCAACAUUGAGAGAUUACUUCACUUUCUUAGAAGUAUUUUCAACAUAUCACAAUUAAAAAACAUUAUGGAUAAAUGUAAUAUGUAACUACUUUAAAUCCUUAAUCCAUACAUCAAAACAUAACAUGUUUGCGAAUUUAUUAUCAAAAAAUAGCCAUAUACAUAAAUAUAUAGAUCUAAGUGCCUUUUUUUGUGUCUUAGUAAGCGUGCAGCGCAUUUUACUUAUUAUAAUUGAUUUUUUUUAUAGAUAUUAAGUGAGAAUAAACGAUGCGACGUUCGUUUUGACGUCAUCGCAAAAUGA